AUGAACCCUCGAGAACUAUCACCAGUACAUGUACCGCUUCGAACCUCCAGCCGCAACCUCUUACGACCCGAAACAAUGGAGGAACAAAGUAGCAAAAUGUCGGAACGAAGAACCUCCAAGGCACAACGAAUUCUGGGUACCGACCUUCCUAUCCAUAAUCAGGGCCAGUGGGAAAAUCCACAGAAGCAACAAAAGAGCCGCCGGUCGAGUCUGCGAACGCCUGACAGCACCUCAAGACAACAACAACAACAACAACAGCAGAAUACCGGAUUUGUCCCUUUCCCAACAUCCAAAUCAGGAGACAGAAUGGUUCCGCCCCAAAAUCUUCGGGUGCGGGCUUCUUCUCCUCUGCUAGGCCACGAAUAUCUCUCCAAGGACCCGACCCCGCCCCUUCCCAAGCUGUCAAAGAAGGUUCACCAGUCGAACUCUUCGUCUACAUUGUUCUCCUACUUCAGAUCACAAGAGUCGAAAUCGAGACCCGAGAGCCCCAAGGGCUUGCAGCCCAGAAUUCAGAACGAGCUAGGUCUGGAUCCCCAUAUUACCUUUAAGCAAGCUCGAAUUUCCCCGAAGGAAUCGAAGCGGAAGAUACGGCCCCCGCGGAUUGAUCUGUCCAUCCUAUUUCCGAAACCAAGGAACCCAGCUCAGCCCCUGCUGUCCCCUCAACGUAUGACCAACUCUCCAUCCCCGGUCUCGACGGUGGUCUCCGAUUAUCCCAUCCGACUUGACCGGGAGAGCAACAAUAGCAGUAACCCCGCCUCGCGACGGUUUGGUGAUCCGCUGCCCCCUCGUGCUUCUGUGGCUCACCACGAGGUACCCAAGCAGCACGUGGACCGCUCAGACUUGCUAUCAAUUCCUGAAUCAUCGAAAGACGAGUGGUUCGAUCAACCACUGGAGCGCACUGUGGGCACGAGUGAGAUUGAUCUGGCCCUAGAUCGAUAUGCAGGCCGACGGUCACUGUUUAGUCGCUCCAGUAUGUAUACUGCAAGCCGGGAACAGUUGCAGUCGGAUCAGCGCCGGCCGUCGGAAACCAGUACCAACACGAACCGGGGCAAAAGCCCAGCUAGGAACCAGUCCAGGAAUAGAGAAGAGUACCUAACUGCCAAAUCCAAGCCGGAGCCUCAUUCUCAAUCCAAGAAUCCCUCUGCCCAGCCUUGGCGCCAGAAGGACCGGAGUGACUCGCAGGGUGUGAAGAGCGCUCUCACUAAGAAGAGCAGCAAGAGUACCCUGAAGAACAAAGACUUGCAGAACACCAGUGUUCUAUGCCUUUCUUCAUCAGACGAAGAGACCGAGGAGGAACUAGAGACUCCGAUUACGAAGCCUCGCCACAAAUCAUUCUGUGAUAGUGUGACCACUGACGGAGAUGGGGAGUAUGAGGCGGAAAUCUAUACUGCCCAGGCGGCUCAAGCGGCUACCGGCCAAAGGCUGAGGAAGGUUGAUCGCGUACCAUCCACCAACAGUCGUGGCUCUCACCCGAACCCUCGCCAGUCAACGCGUCAGCAUGCGCAGCGACCUUCUAUAUCCUCCACCGGGAAGUCAUCAACUGGCAAGUCGUCCACCAAUACUCGACGGACCAACCAAUCCCGGCGGUCGAGUGGGAUCCCCGCCAUCGCCGAACCAAGUAUCUUGGACCAACUGCCGCAACCGCCAACACGUACGCCUCGGGAAUUGAAGGAGAUGAAUCGCCGAAGCCGAGUGAUUGCGGUGACUCGACAAGAGCAGGACUUGUUGGAGGCGAUGCGCCUACGCAAGGGCAAGGUCACACCCAGCAUGUUCAACUAUGGUACUGAACCCGAUCGGAAUUCAGUGCUGUCAGUCCCUUCGCGGGAUUCAUUCUGUGGAUCCGACACCUCUUUCCUGCGCCUCAGCGCUGCCUUCCCUCCGUUUCCCACACGGUCAGAUCAAGGUGCCUCUCACACGGACAAGGAGGGUUCUUCCUCCCAGAGUUCGAGUUCUGAUAAUGAACAGAAGACUGGUAAUUCCAUCGCCAGCAUGGGCUACUCGGAGUCUCUGCCCUCUCCCGCCACCAGUGCUGCUUCACCGCUCACACCGACGCUCCCUAUCCACCGCUUCUCGCCACUUCCAUCUCCCAAGCCUCAACCCCGUGGGCCCCUACCAGCCAUCCCCGACCAGAAGCAGCAUACCCGGCGUCGUACCGAUAGCAGCGAAGCUAUCAUGCUGAACGGCGGCGAGCCCGGAGAAAAGCAGGAUCUCCCGCUCUGGUCAUUCGAUUUCGAUUGGAAUCACGACCGUCACAAUGUGACUGCGGUGCAUUAA
Molecule: messenger RNA, 2274 nt
Organism: Penicillium odoratum
Lineage: Eukaryota; Fungi; Ascomycota; Eurotiomycetes; Eurotiales; Aspergillaceae
Exons: 1
Coding region: 1-2274 (757 amino acids)
Source: RefSeq, a predicted model, not a curated record